This is a messenger RNA of Argentina anserina (silverweed cinquefoil), 1655 nucleotides long. RefSeq lists its product as uncharacterized. NCBI's taxonomy places the organism in Eukaryota, Viridiplantae, Streptophyta, Magnoliopsida, Rosales, Rosaceae. The transcript has a single exon. The record is from RefSeq and is a predicted model, not a curated record. Bases 187 to 846 code for a protein of 219 amino acids.
AAAUUACAAUACACCUCUGCGGGGUCCCCCAAAGAGCCCAAAAAACGCAUACAACGACGUCCUCCUUCCCAUGUAGGCCCCACUCCCCACAACAAAAUUCUCAGGGGGGCGGUCUCCCACACACUCACCGCGCCUGUCCGCCACACCAAAACGUUUUCGGUUCUCCUCUCUCCUUUUCUUUUCUCAAUGGACUCCGCCACCUUAUGCCACCGCCGAUCGCCGUCCUCCGACCGCUUCCUCGGCCUCUUCUCCUUCUCCCCUCCCUCCUCCUCCUCCCCCAUCUCCGUUGGCGAGGAGCUCAACGAAGCCGAGGUCUUCUGGACCACCGACGACCACACCGAUCCCGAUGACUCCACCACCGCCACCAACCACGGCCUCCCUCUCACCCAGAAAUCCGGAAUCCUCGCCGUCCUACCCGACCCCGACCGCCCGGCCCACCUCCUCUACCGCAAGCCCUCGCUCUCCUCCCCCUCCAAGCCCAUCCCCUCGAUUCCGCGGCCGUCUCUGCAGAGUCAACCCUCCAACGACGGCGGUCAAGGUCAUCACACCCAGUCGGUGCCUUCGAGAAGGUUCCAGCAGCACUCGGCGCCGAUGAAGGUUCCCGUGCUGUCCAAGGCGAUGAUGAUGGAGCGGCGCAGGAACCACGGCGGCCUUGAUGACGUGGUGGAUGAGGAGGAGGAGGAGGAUGGGGAGAUGCUGCCGCCGCAUGAGCUGGUGGCGAGGGGGUCGGGGGUGUCGGCGAGGACCACGUUUUCGGUGCUGGAAGGCGUCGGGAGGACUCUCAAGGGUAGGGACUUGCGUCAGGUCAGGAACGCUAUUUGGCGCAGGACUGGCUUUCUCGACUAGUCGACGACUUUGCUUCUCUCUUUUUUUUUUUGCAGCAGAAGAACAUAAGAGCAAUAAUCUGAGAGGUCUUAGGUAUAACCGUUUUUAGUUUUGUCUGCUUUAUUUUCAGUCUGAGUUCAUACAAAUUGGGGGUUCCCGAACAGUAUGGGAAUUGGUUAUGUUCUAUGUUCCAUUUUGAUGAUAGCAAGUUUAAUAUAAUGCAAGGCUAUGUUAGUUGAAAUGCUUUUAUUCAACAACUGCUGCAUAUUUGAAAUGCUCAAACUGUGAUUGCAGCAUAGUAUCACUAGUAUGUAACCAAUACUAAUAGCUGUAGUCCACGCAAGGGCAUUGGGCAUUACCUGAGAUGUUCAAUACUUUUCAAAUUGAACUACCUCUCGAACUGGUGUGAAAGUGUAAAUGAUAUUGUAACUCAAAAGAUAUAAAGAAGUAGAAAGGAGUGUUCGAAUAUAAUUUCAUUGGCAAAAGCUUUACAAUAUCAAAGAUACAUCAUAAUAUCUCCCUGUCUUUCGAUAAUGUUAGUUUCAGGAAAACAAGCAAUUGGUGCACCAUCAAUAAUAACUCUAAAUGCUGGUUGGCAAAAGAGCAAGUGAUCUUCGUAUUCAAUUCCAGUAGCUGACAACCAUUAAGGCAGUUCUCAGCUUGUGCGCAAUCCUUUGCCGGAUCUGGUUGCUGACACUGCAAAGGCCAGUGAUAAUUUACUAUCAGGAUACGCAGAAUAUCAUAACUUUAAAAAUCUCUUCAAUUUCUACAAAUCAAAGUCAGGAUUGCGCAGUGAUCAAGCUAAAACACUUUUACCUGUGACUAUUGAU